CCUCAUGGAAUCCUGGAUGAUCCAUGGCAUUGAUACUUGUCUGUCAUUGUUUUGGAUUGUUUGGAUUGUACCUCAUUCUCCUGAUCACAUACCAAGAACUACUAGUACUAAGUAGUAAGUACUACUAAAGAUAUUGAUAUCAACCUUGCAGAUCAACGAUGACCACACCGUACACGCCAACGUCGUUCAUCCAGAUGACUCCUAGUACACCAGCACGCCAAGUCCAGCGCCAGCGCCAACGCGCGGUCGUGGAACAGGUGCAAAACGCGGCCGCAAGCCUCGCGGUGCAUUUCCCAAUGUGUCCACCGAUACUCGCCCCCCACCACAAUCAGGGCCCAGCACAUCUUCGCCUGCAACGCGAUUUACCCCGGCCCAGUGGGCGAUUCCUGGAGUCCCUGCAGGCGCCACUGCCACUGCCUCGACUUCUACUGUGACAGUCCCUGCUGCCCAAAGCACCGCCGCAAAUACUGGUGACGUAUCGAUGGACAGUGGGGAUGAUGAACCCGUAGUGACGCAGCCUCCGCCCGUUACUGCUGCUGCUGCUUCAACGGAUACGCCUACCGACGCCACUGCACUACCGAAGCAAGCUAUACGGAAGGUUAUACAACAAACGACAGGACAGCAAGUUUCUCAGCCCGUUGCGCAAAUAGUAGCAGGUGUUGCGAAAGUGUUUGUUGGCGAGAUCGUAGAAAAAGCUCGUCAGGUUCAAUCACGGCGCAAUGAUUCUGGCCCCCUCACGCCAGACCACCUUCGUGAAGCGUAUCGGAUGUAUCAGGCAGAGACUGGGCGUGUGGGCAGUGCGCGACCAAUGCGAGGGAAGCGUCUGUUUGUCAGGUAGUGAGUCAAUGUCAGACUUGGCAGUGCCGUUAUGUCGCAACCUAGACGUAACUUACCACCUGGGAACACUUCUUAGCAUUCGACUGUUAUAUGCGUCAGUAGACAUGAUGUACAUGAUGGGCUGUACAAAGUUACAAGUGCCAUCAUAUGAGGUGGUGGCUUUGCUAUAUAGUCAUUAUCGCUUGCAUUACGCGAGUGCAAUCACUGAAGCUUGAAGUACUGAUAGAUCAACUGGCGGUGUAUAUGAGUGUUGCCAAGACUAUGAGACCGGCCAAGAUUGCGUUGACCGACGCUGCCGGGAAUUGAACGUGGCAGUCGCGACGAAU
Messenger RNA from Suillus subaureus, 1163 nucleotides. Its product is annotated as histone-fold-containing protein. The record is from RefSeq and is a predicted model, not a curated record. Gene Ontology annotation, molecular function: transcription coactivator activity; protein heterodimerization activity. Gene Ontology annotation, cellular component: transcription factor TFIID complex; nucleus. NCBI's taxonomy places the organism in Eukaryota, Fungi, Basidiomycota, Agaricomycetes, Boletales, Suillaceae. The transcript is spliced from 4 exons. The coding region runs from base 482 to 838 and encodes 118 amino acids. Gene Ontology annotation, biological process: RNA polymerase II preinitiation complex assembly; transcription initiation at RNA polymerase II promoter.